UUGUUUCUUACAUUUUUUAUUCCAAAUAAAAAUUAAUUUUAACAACAUAACUAUUACAUUUUAGGAAAUUUAUUGAUGGAGGCACUUCGUGAAAUCUAAACGAUAUUUGGGGAUUCUGUUCGGGAUUAUGUCUGGGAUUAUGUAGACUGCCACAGAAAACUUGAAGAAGAUCUGAAUGAGUUCAGAAGCGAAUUUCAGGUUUUAAAGAGGAGAAAAAUUGAUGUUAAUUCAAGAAUACAAGCAGAGGUUCACUCGGGGCAAGUGGGCACGCAGAGUUCCAUACCUCAAACGCGCCAGUCUUGAUAAACUUGUGCGUGAAAAAGUUGAAGUGGUGAGGAGAAUUCAAGAGAGAGGCAUUUUCAAUGAAGGCCUUGUAACUGCUAGACCACCAGCUCCUGGAAGCAUAAUUCCAACAGAGAAUUUAGAGGGUGAAAUUUCUGCUAAAGAAAGAAUUUGGGAGUACUUGAUGGGUGAAAAGGUUGGAACGAUUGGUGUUUGUGGGAUUGGUGGAGUUGGCAAAGACUACAAUCAUGAAGCAUUACAAAAGAAGAUUGCUGCUGCUAUGGAUGUGAAACUCCGAGAAGAUGAGGAACUGAUGAGGAGGGUAGCAAAACUAAUGGAGAUAAUGGGAAGAGUGAGAUUUGUGCUAAUAUUAGAUGAUGUAUGGGACAAUUUUUCUUUCAAUGAUGUUGGAAUCCCGGAACCAACACCCCAGAAUGGGUGCAAAGUAGUUAUCACCAGUAGAUCAGCUCAAGUAUGCAAUUAUUUGGGUUGUAAGAUUAUUAAAGUGCAGCCUCUUUCAGCUGAGGAGUCUUUAAAUCUAUUCCUCAACAAGGUUGGACAUGAUGUUUUACAAGUUGCAGGAUUGGAAGAAAUUUUGAAGCUUAUUGUGGAGGAUUGCGUCAGUUUACCACUGGCAAUUGUUGUAAUAGCAGGGGGCAUGAAGGGAGAAGGUGAACCUAAUAUUGUAGAGUGGAGAAAUGCACUAAAUGAUUUACGCCAACGCGUAAAAAGUGUGAAUGAUAUGGAGGAAAUGAUAUUUGGGCGGUUAAGAUUUAGUUACGACCAUCUAAGAAAUUUAGAAAUCCAAAAAUGUUUUCUAUAUUGCUCCUUAUUUAGAGAAGAUUAUGAGUUUUCUAGAGAAGAGUUGAUAGAAGGUUGGAUUGAUGAAGGAUUGAUUCAUGAGUCAGAAAAAAGACAAGAUGCUUAUGAUAGGGCUGAUGUUUUCCUGAAUAGGCUUGAAAAGAACUGCUUGUUAGAGAAAACUGUCGACAGGGCUGUUAAUAUUUUUAAGAUGCAUGAUGUAGUGAGAGACAUGGCUAUCAAAAGCAUAGGUCCUGGAGUUGGAUAUAUGGUCAAAGCUGGUAGGAAAUUGACAGAGGUACCAAAUAAGCACGAGUGGGCAAUUGAUCUUAACAAGGUAUCUUUAAUGGCCAAUUACAUUUCAGAAAUUCCUAUUGGUUUGACUCCAAAGUGUCUAACCUUGUCAGCUUUGAUAUUAUCAGACAAUCCUUUGACAAAGAUUCUAGAAUCCCUUUUUGAAGAUAUGAGUGGACUCAAGGUUCUUGAUCUUUCUAGAACCAAUAUUGAAGCUUUACCUGGUUCCACCUCUAAGUUGGAGUAUCUCUCUACACUGCGGUUAAGGGGGUGUGAGAGGUUGAAGUGCUUGCCUUCCUUAGAAAAGCUUGUGGCAUUGAAGAAGUUAGAUCUGAAAUGGGCAGCAAUUGAGGUGGUCCCUCAAGGCAUGGAGAUGUUGGUGAUUGGGGAAGAACCAAUCUAAAGAUAAAUUUAGAAGAGGUUGCUAGAUUGAGAAAGUUGGAGAUUUUAGAAUGUAAUUUUGAUGACAUGCAAGGCUUCAAUUAUUUUCUGAGUGAGUUCAAAAGUUUCCAGAGUUUUAUUGCUUAUAAGCUUCUAGUGGGAACAAAAAUGAACUAUACUAUUGAUA
Molecule: messenger RNA, 1945 nt
Organism: Rubroshorea leprosula
Lineage: Eukaryota; Viridiplantae; Streptophyta; Magnoliopsida; Malvales; Dipterocarpaceae
Source: the annotation of a GenBank genome assembly